CAAAGGCGCAAGACACUAACGAUUCAAAGGCCCAACCUCUUUGGUCUCGCCUGGCUUUGACCAGCCUGCGGUGUCGCAUUGAACCUCACUUCCUUUUUCAUCGAGCGAAGCGAGCUCGAACUCAUUUCCAUCUGAUGCGGUGACGUCUGAAUGACCGCAGUGCAACAAUGUCGCCCUACCCGUACAAUCCAGCCUGCUACCUCCCUCAAUCAUGGUCAUCCCAUCUCCCCACCGCGCUCGCAUGCCCUCCGCCGCCGUCCUUUUUCACAAACGUCUACAACUACGCAACGUCCCCGUUCUCCGCGACCUACACCACUCUACGCACCAUGAUCGACGCACUCCUCGGCCUGCCGAUGCUGAGCUUCCUCCUCAUCCCGACAUUCUCUUCGUACUCGACCUCGCUGAACCUCUUGUUCUUCUAUCUGACAUGGUCGACGCUCGUCCUGUCGCACCCGCCUCUGCGCGUCGAGCUUGUCGCGACCCUGGCCGUCAAGACGCUCUUCUACAUCCUCCCGUCGGCCUUCUUCGUACUCUUUGACGCCUUGCUCCCUUCGGCCGCCGAGAACUUCAAGGCCCUGGGCGAUACGGCCCUCCCGUUCAAGAACGCGAGCCGUCAAGGCACUAUUCGAACGCUGCGCGCGUUGGGGUGGUCGCUUCUGAACACGCUCCUCGGCGUCAGCAUCCAGGCUCUCGUCGAGCUCCUCUUCACGCGCGUCCUGCUGAUCCGCUCGGCCUUGCGCGUGACGACGACGCUGCCUCUGCCCUUUGGCAUUUUGAAAGAUUUGGCCAAGGGCUACCUCCUGCGCGAGGUCUUCACGUACGUCCUGCACCGGUACGUGCUGCACGAGUCGAAGAACAGUCUCUCGCGGGCACACAAUGAAUGGUAUCAUUCGAUCUCCACCCCAUUUCCCUUGUCGGGGAGCUACGACCACCCACUCGCCUACCUGGUGCGGUCCUUCUUGCCGACGUACCUCCCCGCGCUGCUGUUCCGCUUCCACCUGAUCACGUACGUCAUCUACGUGUCGAUGGUGUCUCUUGAGGAGACCUUUGCGUACAGUGGGUACAGCACCGUGCCGACCAACUUCAUCCUCGGCGGCAUGGCGAGGCGCACCGACACGCACCUGAUGUGCGACGGCGAAGGCAACUACGGCCCGUGGGGUCUGGUCGAUUGGUUCAUGGGCACGGCCGUAGGGCAGGACAUGCUUGACGACGUCGCCAUGGAGGCCGAGAAGCAUGACGUGCCGGCCCGGGUGGAGGGCGCGAAGAGAAAGGCCAGCAGAAAGGUCAGCGGGAAGAUCGAGGAGGCCAAGAGUCUGGGGCCGCGGAGGAGGACCAGGAAACGGAGUAACAGUUGAGUGUCGCAUGGAAGGAGGCCACAACGACUUGAACGAAAUAUGGAGGAGAAAGAUGUUGAUAUAUAGGAUCUGAUAGUUAUCACGAUGGAUUGGCAACGCGAGUCGUGGCCGAUUUCUUUUAAGAAUGAUCACGUAUAGCGAGCACGUUUGAAUGAUGAUACCCUCGUUGGUUUUCCU
Messenger RNA from Exophiala oligosperma, 1532 nucleotides. RefSeq lists its product as uncharacterized. Gene Ontology annotation, molecular function: iron ion binding; C-4 methylsterol oxidase activity. NCBI's taxonomy places the organism in Eukaryota, Fungi, Ascomycota, Eurotiomycetes, Chaetothyriales, Herpotrichiellaceae. Gene Ontology annotation, biological process: ergosterol biosynthetic process. The coding region runs from base 168 to 1355 and encodes 395 amino acids. The record is from RefSeq and is a predicted model, not a curated record. The transcript has a single exon.